AUGACCGUUGAAGCAAGGUCUCAAAAUGCCAGCAAUGACAACCUAAACAAUCCCCAGGAAGCCGAAAGGCCGCUUCCAAAACUUACAGUGGGCAACGUAUUGGGCGAUAUCUACAGCGGCAUCAGAGCGCUUAUCUACGAUCCGUUAUCCAACCGUCUAGUGGUGCCCAUGAUCGUGGCCCUAGCGUCGAUAGCAGGCAAAGUCGUGAUCCUGAAAGUCAAAUACACAGAGAUUGACUUCACAACAUAUAUGCAGCAAAUUGACCUUGUCAAUGCUGGCGAGUUGGACUACUCGAAGAUUGUGGGCGAUACGGGGCCCAUUGUGUAUCCAGCAGGAUUCGUUCAGGUCUACCAGUUUUUGCUCUGGCUUGCAGAUGGAGGUGUAAAUAUCAGACGUGUGCAAUUCUUCUUCAGCUACUUGUUUACGUUCACAGUGGCCUUGUCAUGUGUGGCUUACACCAUGGUGCAAGGCAUUCUGCCUUGGCCGUUGUACCUUCUAUUAUUGAGCAGACGACUUAUACUGAUAUAUGUGUUGCGCUUAUUCAACGACUGCUUCACGACUUGUGCAAUGGUGGGCGUCGUUGUGAUUUUGCAGCAGGCAUCGUAUUGGUACAAGUCUAUGGGCGGGUUCAUGGUGUUUUUGGCAAAUGCUGUUGCAGCCGACUUGUUCUCGUUGGCCAUUUCCAUCAAGAUGAACGCCUUGAUGUACCUUCCUGCUUUUGCAAUUGUCUCGUACUUCCUUUUAGGAGAGAACAUGGUGCAGUUCAUUGCUGUACUUUUGGUUAUACCAUUGGUUCAAUUGCUUGUUGGCUGGCGCUUUUUGUUGCCCUUGUUCUGGGACGAUGAAGCCUCAUACAUCAGGUGGACAUACCUAACACAGGCUUUCAACUUUUCAAGAAAGUUCCUUUACAAGUGGACUGUCAACUGGAAAUUCGUUUCCGAAGAAGUAUUUCUCUCUGACGCGUUCUCUAAUGGUCUCCUUGUGGGCCAUGUUUCAGUUUUAUUGAUCUUCGUCUUCACGAGGUUCUUGUCACCAAAGGUCACCGGAAAGUCUGUGAAGAUGCUUAUUUCAGAUGCAUUAAAGCCCUUCAGGUCAACAGCUUCGGCGGACAAUCUCCUUCUAUCCCAGCAAAACGGACCAAGGUUGAUUUUACUUAUCUUUUCAUCAACAAAUGUGAUUGGUGUUGCAUUCGCAAGAUCUUUGCAUUACCAAUUUCUCUCCUGGUACUGCUGGCAAGUUCCCUUUUUGCUUUACGCAAGUGGCUUAAACCCAUUUGUUUCUGGUGGGAUUUAUUUUGCCCAUGAAGUCUGCUGGAAUGUAUUCCCUGCCACACCAGCUAGCUCGGCUGUUCUUGUUAGCAUAUUGUCAUUGAUACUUAUUGCAGUUUGGCACAACACUGAUGUCUGGUUUAAAAGGGUUCUGGCAACCUCAGUGGAGAAAUAUGAUCAAUAA
Candidozyma auris is the source of this 1452-nucleotide messenger RNA. Its product is annotated as dolichyl-P-Man:Man(5)GlcNAc(2)-PP-dolichol alpha-1,3-mannosyltransferase. Lineage: Eukaryota; Fungi; Ascomycota; Pichiomycetes; Serinales; Metschnikowiaceae. The record is from RefSeq and is a predicted model, not a curated record. Gene Ontology annotation, cellular component: endoplasmic reticulum. Gene Ontology annotation, molecular function: dol-P-Man:Man(5)GlcNAc(2)-PP-Dol alpha-1,3-mannosyltransferase activity. The transcript has a single exon. The coding region runs from base 1 to 1452 and encodes 483 amino acids.